This is a messenger RNA of Penicillium macrosclerotiorum, 1578 nucleotides long. RefSeq names its product fungal specific transcription factor domain-containing protein. Lineage: Eukaryota; Fungi; Ascomycota; Eurotiomycetes; Eurotiales; Aspergillaceae. Gene Ontology annotation, molecular function: DNA binding; carboxy-lyase activity; zinc ion binding. The coding region runs from base 1 to 1578 and encodes 525 amino acids. The record is from RefSeq and is a predicted model, not a curated record. The transcript has 5 exons. Gene Ontology annotation, biological process: DNA-templated transcription.
AUGAUUAAACGCCUUGAGAGCAUCGAGGAGCAGAUCUCUUGCCUAAAGGCUGAUCUUCUUCAGAGUCAUGUAAAAAAUGUCGGAACAGCAGCAGCACAUGCAAGUCCGGAAUCAACCGCAUCAUUCAGCCUUCGCGACAAGCCUUCUGUGCCGGCAAAAUCAUCAGGGAAGCACUUUGUCGAAGACGCCACUGGCGCGACAAUCUUUCUGGGUAGCCACUCGGAUAUUCCUGCUGCUCUAGGAUGCCGGCAGGCAUCUCGCGACGCGCCGAUGCCUGAUGCUUUUGUGUUGGAUCAGCUCGUGCCGCGUACUUAUCCCUUCACUAGCCUGUGGGGGCCUGAGGCGGGCGCUGGAGAGGUUUCUAUGACAUUGCCUGAUGAUUCAGAUAUAAUCAGGUAUUGGCAAGUUUAUAAGAACUGCGCAUACCCAUUCUAUCCAGGUCUCGUCACAAUCGAACAAUUCGAAACCUCGCUAUUCAAGUUUCUAGAUCGUCGUGCUGAACUGGAUCGUUCGAAUGAAUUGUCCUCACUGGACGAAAUUGAUUCCUCCUGGCUGGCUCUCUUGUUUGCCGUGCUCGCCGGGGGUGUGCAAUUCUCAGAAGAUCCAAUUAAAGAACGUGAUCUACGAUCCAAAGUCUUUGUCUGUUCAUCUUUUCAAUGUCUACGGAUCUCGAACUUUUUCAACAAUACCAAUUUGAAUCAAAUUCAGGCCAUGGCUUUGAUUGGCCAUUGCUUGCGGAAUAAUUUGGACACCAAUAGCGCUUGGAUUCUAAUGGGUGCGACCAUGCGUCUCGCGCAGAGCAUUGGGCUCCAUGAGGAAGCUGUCUUGCCUGAAUCUUCUAGUUCCGUCAUAGAUAGGUGGAUGCUUCUAUGGCAAGACACGUUUCUCUCUUUCACAUACGACAGGCCACCCAGCACAAUCAACCACAGCAGUACUAUUCCCCACAGGGCAGAUUCGGGACCGGAGAAGUCAUUUGCCGAAUGUAUCUUCACUCUUUGUCAAGUCCUACUUGACCGUGCUCGCAACUACGACACUGAGAUAGUGUCUUCAACACUCACCUACAAACGCCGCGUCGAAGCCGUUUGGGAUGAUGCUGCUCCGUUUCUUCGCAGCAAGUCCCGAUGCCGCACGCUACAAGAUCACCUUGAAUACCUGGGCCUCCGAAUUCAUGUCAACUAUGGCAUUUGCCGCCUCUGCAGACUCAUUCUGGACACAACUUCUACUACGAACCCCACACUUGUCGACCUUGAUUCAUUGCAAAAGGAUUGUUGUAAUCGUGCCACCGAAGCAAUCGAGAGUUUCCUCGAUAUGCACCGCCUGUCAGCGACUGUAUGUCGCUCUUGGGCAUUUGUGCAUAAUGCGGUGAGUUGUGCGUUUACAUUGCAGAAUAUAGACGCCAGGGCGUCCGAGGCACAUUCUGCAGAGCUGGUGAAAAGACUGGUCACCGUAUUGGGGCAUGAAGAGCGCAUGUCGUCGUGGCAAGAUGCUGACACAAAUAUUCGGUCCUUUGGUCCUUAUUCCAGAGCAUUGAAAGCAUUGAAAGAGAGUAUCUCGAAUGGUUCAAGUGAUAUGUACUGA